Molecule: messenger RNA, 1002 nt
Organism: Alternaria ventricosa
Lineage: Eukaryota; Fungi; Ascomycota; Dothideomycetes; Pleosporales; Pleosporaceae
Exons: 1
Coding region: 1-1002 (333 amino acids)
Source: RefSeq, a predicted model, not a curated record
AUGGCUACCUGGCGAGCUUCCAUCAUCCGCGAUACAGUAUCUAACAGUAAAUUCCUUAGCCUCAGAGAUUGCCUACCACUGCUUGAAAACGGCGGCGAGCUCAACGAAGAGUUUCUCGGCAAUACGCUUCGUUCCAUGGCCAACAACUCAAGUUUCGCUGGCAUGGAGACCUUUCUCGAAGACAUAGCCAAACUCAACGGCAAGAUCCCAGACGCCGAUAUUCAACGCUACUGCAACAUUGUUUUCGAGCCGAGAGCAUCAGAUUCCAUGGCUAUCAGUCGGUAUGAUUUGAAUCCCAUGCGAAAGAUUCUGCAGCACCACGUGCCGGUGGCUGAGCCUGCGAUACGCGAGUACUGUCUCAAGAAGCUGCGUGCGCCAACGACAAUGGCAGAGGUUCGCAAAGGGAAAGUCAAGGACGACGAGGUUGAAGAUUUCGUCAUCAUAUCACAAACUUUUGGAGAGGAAGUUCCACUCCUUCUUCUCCCCCAUCUUGGUGGAUUCCUAAACGAUCUCCCCUGGCUGAUCCAACUGCUUACCCAAGUCAAAGACUCGGAGGGUUGGGCUUCAGAAACCUUUCUUCCACAAUUCAGCACCACCGUCCUCGAACCCGCCAUUGAGCGAGCGAAAGUAGUAGCCUCUAGACCAGACAUACCUGUCGGCGAAAUGAUCCGCGAUUCUUUCCCAUUCCGCAAAAACAUAGCGCCAGUUCGCGGCUCGAAUGAGGGAGACCGCGGUGUUACGAUGGAGGAGUUGAAGCUGCUGAUCCCGCUCCUCAAACGUUUAGCGCUAGAUCGUGUCGUGGAUAGGCUGGCGCAAAGGAUGCUGAUGGAUUUUGUUGACCUCGAUUUCGAAGACUUUCGCGGCGUGCUCGGCGAGGAGAAGACGGAUGAGAUGGUGGAGAAGAAGAGGGCGAUUGGAGAGGCGAAGGAGGCGAAGAAAAGGAAGGCUGCUGAUGAUGGUGGAAGGGGAAAGAAGAAGAGGGGAAGAGGGGGUCGGCGGUGA